AUGGGACCACCAAUACCAUACGCACCCAAUGUGUAUGCUAUGUGUCUACGGCGGAAAAAGACGUGCGACAAGACGUUGCCAGCUUGUGGUUAUUGCGCUCGGAAUGGCAUUCAGUGCGAAUACAAUAGGCCUCAGCACGAGAAACGCAGUCGCCAGAUCAACCCCGGUCGGCACUUUGUGGCACUUACAGAUUUCCAUUUGGAAGCUCACCCUGGCCAAGCCCCUCUACAUGACUCUAUAGAUUUCCUGAUCGACCAACGCAUGCACCAGAUACUGGCGGUUUUACGUAUGCAUCCCGCUGAAAUCACCAUGACCUACAUGAAUAGCUUUCACCAGUGGAUGCCCAUCGUGUCGGCCGAUGUGUUUCAAGUCGAACCUGCGCAGCCUCGCCCUGCGGAUGUCUCCAUUUUGCUUCUGGCCAUGUGUACCGUAAUACCAAUCCCUGGACUCUCGACUCGCCUGGUCUUUCAGACCCAAAUCGAUUAUUGA
This is a messenger RNA of Penicillium malachiteum, 489 nucleotides long. RefSeq names its product Zn(II)2Cys6 transcription factor domain-containing protein. Lineage: Eukaryota; Fungi; Ascomycota; Eurotiomycetes; Eurotiales; Aspergillaceae. The coding region runs from base 1 to 489 and encodes 162 amino acids. Gene Ontology annotation, biological process: regulation of DNA-templated transcription. The record is from RefSeq and is a predicted model, not a curated record. Gene Ontology annotation, molecular function: zinc ion binding; DNA-binding transcription factor activity, RNA polymerase II-specific. The transcript has a single exon.